UUACCCCAACCCGCAAAUAGCCAUCAUGCCUUGGAGGAUCCUUUCUCUGUUGAUUGCGCAUGUCCUUAUAUCGGAGGCAGCUUCCACGCAGGAUACACCAACACAAACACAUCGAGCAUCAUCAUCUUUGUCAUCGACGGUGGCCUCGACCGGUAAAAGUAAUGAUUUGCCUGGAAAAAGCGUAGUCGUGAACUGGAAGCUGACCUGCCAACAACUCUGUGGAGAGGGGUACGGUGGACCCACUUGUGGGUUUACCUGCCUGCAGCAGCAGACCGCUACCGAUAAAUCCAAUAGAAUAAAAUUAGACAGUAAAGCACACACUGCUAUUUGUCCAACGCUUUGCGCGAAUGGUUUAGGUGCAGGUCGAUGCCACUGCAAACCAUUGACACCACCGAACGUAGUUAACGACCACAACGGUGUUUGCAGUGCGUUCUGUGCAGCAGCCAACAUCCAGUUAGAUGGCUGUAGCCGCUGCAAUGGAGAGCAUCUCGCUGCUGCCGACAGCACGACCGGCAUUCAAACCACGACCCCAAAUUGGGAUGACCUCUGUACCCUGUGGUGCAAAAUGGGAGAAGGCGGGACAUUAUGCAAUUGUGAUUUGCCACCGUUUGUUUAGUGUUAUGUUCUGAUUGAAAUUUUCUUUAGUGUAUUUUUUUUUUCAUUAUUUAUGCAAUCUUGCUUUAAUUAAGUGAGGUGAAUAACUUAAAGUAAAUUUGGAAACCAGGAGUAACAAAUGCAGAUCGAAACAUAUCGGAGGGAAUUACAUGCUAAUUUCCUUGAAUAUUUGAAAGUAUUGUUUGACUUCAGAUUUUUUUUUGAUUCAACAUUAAAAGAACAGAUAUAAUUAUAAGCAGAACUAUAAAUCAAAGGGCUUCCAAACAAAUAUCACUUCCGAGGAAUAUCCGUCGUAGUUGUGUAUAUUAGUAUAGAUUUUCUCAUUGGAUGAACCUUAUUGAAGUAGAACGCAUUAGUUACAACAAAAAAUCCCAGCAUCUAUUAAUCUAAUAUAUUUCUCUACCUUCCAAGUUAGGAAGAUGGAGAAGCAUGAACUCCAUUCUGAUAGAGUUAUCUCUGUCAAACGUCAAUUUUUUAGUAUAAAUUUUAUGAUGGAACUCUUCUUAAGUUUCCCUGUCUUGCGACAAAGAUCCAUCAAUUGAGUUUAAACAUCAAAGAAACAAUAAACUAUGCAUGUGUACAUACGUACAUUCUUAUAAAUUUGAACAAGUAACAUCAGUCACCAUGUCAUCUAGGUGAAACAAUAAUCCAGGACGUUUCAAAUUUAGAAGAGUGAAAAAAAAAAUGCUGUGAAAGACAAUAAAUACAGUAAGAUCAAAAUAACCAGAAGCUCAUUAGGCAGUUCAUCGAUUAGAGAAAAGGUGGAAAAAUGUAGCUCGCUUAGCAAAUCAAUGUUGUAAUUCAAUUUCCAAAACUUAAAAUUGCUUGAAUAAAUUUAAAUGCCAAACGACAGCAUACGCAACCAAGACAAAGGAAGUAUUUCGCGAUAAUUUCGAUUGUUCUCAUCAGACAUUAAAAAAAUAACAUCUAAAUGAAUGAGCAUUGAUGUGCUAUAGGAUCAUGCUAGUACUAUAUUGUUGCUGCAAAAAAAAACCUAAUCUAAUACUACUGUAACUGUUAAUCUAAGAACCGGAAUGUACACUAUGAGCACAAUGCUAAAAAUGCAAUGACAUUGAGACAAUAAACUGAAAUGUGUAACCGUACUAUCUAAUGGAAAAUUACUAUUAUAUUAUACGUUCUAAAAACUACUAA
This is a messenger RNA of Ochlerotatus camptorhynchus, 1767 nucleotides long. RefSeq lists its product as uncharacterized. NCBI's taxonomy places the organism in Eukaryota, Metazoa, Arthropoda, Insecta, Diptera, Culicidae. The transcript has 3 exons. Bases 26 to 616 code for a protein of 196 amino acids. The record is from RefSeq and is a predicted model, not a curated record.